This is a messenger RNA of Perkinsus marinus ATCC 50983, 171 nucleotides long. RefSeq lists its product as hypothetical. The annotation marks the transcript as partial. The transcript has a single exon. The record is from RefSeq and is a predicted model, not a curated record. Lineage: Eukaryota; Perkinsozoa; Perkinsida; Perkinsidae. Gene Ontology annotation, molecular function: ubiquitin protein ligase activity. Gene Ontology annotation, biological process: protein ubiquitination.
AGACCUGCGCGAUUUGUCUCGAAAAUCUGGACGCGACUGAAGCUGUGAGUCGGUCUAAAAAAUGUGGUCAUUGCUACCAUCAAGGAUGCAUAGAGGAUUUGAUUCAAUACAGUGCUCGUAAGUCCCCAUACGGGCUCCUGCACGGUACGACUUGUCCACUAUGUCGUCGCC